AUGUCUCCACUGGCAUUACUGGUAGCUGUUUGGCUCAGUCUUGCCGCUGCACUAAACAUUUCACACCCUCAUACGGUUGUAGAGCGGCAAAUGAAACAGUUUAUUUUCGUUGACUACAACGAAGCCUUCCCGAAUAUGAAAAUCGAUGUCAGUUGCGAUGAUACGAAGAAAAAGAUACUAAAAACAGCUUGGAAAGAGUCGAAGUUACUCGCAAAGGCACAGACAAAGCAUGUUAAAGGCUAUGACUACGACUUAGUACAUAGAACGUGGUUAGGCGAAGAUUGGAACAGAACAUUAGACUUUGGUUUACCCAACGCAAUAGACAUCAACAACCGAACACGAUCUAUCAGCAAAGCGUUUAAGAGAAUAAAACUGCUUUACGCCGGUGUUAUGAAAAGCAACACGGAAAUCUUGUGGUGGUGCCAGGAUCCAGAUGAUCGUUGUGAGCCAGACUCGAGAGGGUUAGCCACUAUAGCGGAGACAUGGCUAGACAAAAAAAAAGGUUCAACGGAUUCGAAGCAUCACACAGUGUGGUGUGAGGAGUUCUUAAAAAGAGAGACACUAGGAGAACAGGUUGCUCGAUACGAUCAGAACAAGCCGGAGCAGCAUGUCAUAGACAAUUUUGAGGAGAAUACCGCGGUAACAAUGUUCCACGAGACCUUUCACUUCCCUUACCUAGUAAGCUGGCCACGUAUUAAAGACUAUACAGAUGAUUCUGAUUCGGCUUACCAAAUGGCCGAAGUUCUGGGCACAACCAAGGCUUACAGAAAUGCGCACUCGUAUGCUAUGGACGGACUGGCCAUUUAUAUCCAGCAGAAAUUCCAGCUUGAUAGUCCGCCUGCUCCGAGAUGGGUGAUAGAGGGAACGAAGCCACCGGCAUGGAAACUAAUUGAUCAGCGCGUACCUUGA
This is a messenger RNA of Glarea lozoyensis ATCC 20868, 909 nucleotides long. RefSeq names its product Metalloproteases (zincins), catalytic. Gene Ontology annotation, molecular function: metallopeptidase activity. The coding region runs from base 1 to 909 and encodes 302 amino acids. The record is from RefSeq and is a predicted model, not a curated record. Lineage: Eukaryota; Fungi; Ascomycota; Leotiomycetes; Helotiales; Helotiaceae. The transcript has a single exon.